UCGGCCGAGCCCCAGCGGCCCGGGCCCUGGCGGGCCCCGCCGCCCGCCCGCCCAUGCCGCGGAAAGCGCUGCGCUGUGUCCUGCAGCUGGAGCUGCGCUCGAUAACUUGUCCUGGAGUGCUGCUGAAAGACAAAGAGGAACUUUAUCUCAGUGUCUUUGUACUUGGGCAGUGUAAAAAAACUCAGUGUGUCCCUGCGGUGUUUCCACUCUUCUUUCAAGAAAAACUAGUAUUUGAAAAGGAAUUUGCUAACACAGUUGAUCCUGGAGACCUUGUGAAGUUACUGGAAUUUGACACAGCAGUACUUGAACUAAUACAACUCGUUCCUCCAGUAGGAAGAAUUCUAGCUACGUAUGAAGAAAAUACAAGAGAUUUCCUGUUCCCUGACCCUAAGCUUACCCGUGGGCACCGUGGUUUAGAGCGUGAGGUUUUAAUGAAGAGGUCCUCUUCUUUUACAGGAAUUGCACCAAAAUUGAGAUUUUCUACAAUCUCCGUUAUUGCAGAAAGUCUGUUAAGCUCAGGAAGGAGUCACAUACAGGCUGGUCUGAAUGGGGUGCAUUGUUCGACCCCCAAUGGAAAAUUGCACACGAAGGUGCUGAAGAAAAACACUCUCUCACCUGAGAAAAGCAGGCACAGCUUGGCAUCGAAGAGCUACGAGCAGCCCACAAUAGCUUCGAAAUCCCGCUCUCCGUCCCCGUACACCAAAAGACGGAUGUGUGAGCUCUCAGAAGAAGCCAGGCAGCGCCUGGCCCAUUUAAACCUGGGUCCUCACGAGUUCAGAAGAGAAACCGAUAAACCUCCGUUCGUAGUUAGACGGGUUGAACAAAGAAGUCCUGGUGUUAAACUUCAUACCUGGUGUUCCAUGCGAGAAAACACAGCAGGAGCCUGGGCCAAGGCAGACCAUGAUCCUUCUCUUCUCGGCAGCUACAGACCCAAGAAAGCUGAAGUCACAUUAUCACCCCCAUCCCUCUGCCCCUUCCCACCUCCUUUGCCAUCCAGUGGGAAAGUAGAUUGUAGGAGCAGUCAUUGGAGAAUGCAGAAGAUAGCUGAGCUACAGGCAAAACCUGCUCGUAGAAAAGACUUGGACGGUUGUGUUGUUUGCAAUGAGGAUGAGCUCUCAGGUCCACCCAACAGACAGUCCCAUUCUGCUGGUUCAUUAGAGCAUUCAGCACCUCCUGCAUUUCAGGAGCAUUCCCCGAGUUCUGUGCUGCAUCGGUCUUCUCUAAGGGAAAGGUUUAGCUCUGGUUGGCCUUCACCAGCAAAUGGAGAUGAGAUCCAUAAAAGAGUGAAAAAUAUUUUAAGGACACACAGUGCUAGGCAGCGCCUAAUCUUUGAUGAGAGUAACUCAUCAAAAGGAGACGUGACUAAGACAAGAGAAUCUUCACAUAAUGCUCCCUUAUCCAUGAGUGAACUGCAGAGCAGUUCACCAGUGCAGCAGAAUGCUCCUGUUCACUUGGAUAAUGGUGAAUACUGGUCCAGUCGUGCAGCUGUGUACAAAGAGAAGCCUCACAGAGCGAUCUUUGAAGAGAGCCUCGGAAAAAUAUACAGAAACAUGUACCAAAAAGUUGCUGGCACUGUUUCAGACCAAAAAACACAUUCCUGAUAGCAACUCACCUGAAAAUGCACAGUACACAGUGUUCACAUUUGUAACUAAACCUAUUUUUAUAUAAGAAUAUUUUUACUGUAUUUUUAAGGUGCCAUUAUGGUUGGGCAGGGUUUUGGAAAAAUGGGGUUUUGGCCUGAGCUGACAUUAACAUCCACCCCCCCAAAACAAAGGAACAAAAAAUCAAGCCCCUCCAUGGUUAAGCAAGAUGGUAUUGUUCCUUUGAGACUAUGAAAAUAGAGUCAUUUGAAGAUUAAUAGGUCUGCUGGACAUUCCUGUCUGACAUCAACUCAGGUUUCAGCUGCAGCCAGUUCUUAUUAAAUAACUAAAACUAUUUAGUAACAUAAACAGAAUUGGUUGAAGAAACAACCAAUGCUAGUGGUCAGAGAGGGGGUCUAAAGGGGAGGGUGAAUGUGAGUGGUGUUUUAAAAGCAACCCAUGUGGGACAAAGGGAAUUGCUUUCUAGAAAAUUGCCUUUGAAUUGUUUAUUUUGGAGAAGGGCAUAAAUGCUGGUACUGUAGGACUAUAGGCAUGGUUUUGAAGUGGUUUUAAGCACCUUUAGCAACAAAUAUUCUAAUACUGUGAAAUUUUAAAAGAAAUCCACCCAGCCCAGCAGUCUUUGUAUCAGAUGAAAGGUCAUCUUCACGCACCCUUUGCAUUUGAAAGCUUCCAGGUUCUCCUGAAUGCAGCCGUGACGUUUGCCAAUUUACCUGUAAUUUUAAAAAUUAUGAGUAACAAAGGAGUGUGCAGGCGGAAAGACUAGAGCUAGUGAGCAAGCUACUUGUGUUCUGUACAGGCCUUCUGAAAUUCCUGCAUCACAAUCCCACCUAAUUUGGAGCCUGUCCUUCCCAGUCUGCUGGGAUCCCGUUGGCAGAAAUCGCUUCGUUUUUGCUAAAGGCCACCAAAUGUUCAUCAGCAGUUCGAUGCUUUCCCCGGGGAUGGAACCUUUUCAGCCUUGCAUUGAGCAGAUCCCACAUUAGCAGACCAGGGCAAAUUGCCCAUCUCUUGAAAAGCAGAAUGUUUUAAAAGGGCAAGAGUGUCCAUCUCCCGCUUCCUUUCAGAAUGGGGGAAAAAAAACAAAUGCCUGUUCUGGCUCCUUCCCUGUCUGAGCGAACAGAUUCAGUUACACCGAUGCCAUUUUACCUGUUUGAUUGGAUAAAGGAUAAAGCUGGGAGUACAGAUGGCAGAACAUAUGACUGUAACCUGCCAGCAUGCCUAGAUAAACAAAAAGUUGGUCUACUCUGCCUUCCAUCCUUUAAUGCUGAGACAACAUAAUUGAUUUGAGAAAGCAGUUGGUGAGCAAUUAUGCUGGUGGGAAAGCACGUUGAAAGGCUGUGUGCUUCUGUUUCAGGAAAGGGGACUCUCAGAGGAAGUGUCUCACAUAUAGACAUUUCUAUUCCUUGUAACUGUUAAAGCAGUUGAAGUGGAUUAACACUGAUAACUUCCUGUCCCUGAUGCCAUCUAGCACAUUAGUGCUUUCAAAGGGCAUUAGUUGCACAGUCUUAUGCUAUGGAGAAGUGUGGAGUCAUUCUAUGAAGUGAAAAGUAAAACUUCCCCAAGCUGUGCCCCUGAAGGCUUGGUGGCCAUGGAGUGUUGUUCUACCAGUACCUGGUGUUCAUGGGCCUAUCCCUGUGAUCCCCUAUUGGUCCAUAAAGGAAUAGUUUUCUUGCUGUUCAGGAAAGGUAUAUUGAAAUGGAUCCUAAACAGGUAGGGCAGAUUCUGAGAGAUACUUACCAAGCUUUUGGGUUAAAAGUAAUCUAUCGAAAUCUAAAGGUUGUUGCAGUUUCCUGUUUGUGUUUGAGCUGUAAUAUUCAGUGUUAUUCUUAUGGUAUCCUGCAGUUUUCAUUCAAUAUUCUCUGUAUUCCCUUCCCAGUCUCACAGUAAAGUAGAAGUUACAGUCUUCUGAAGAUUGGGUGCUCCCCUUUGGCCUAAUCUGGUUCUGUGACAUAGAAAACCUGUUCAAUUUUUCCCUCCCCAGUAAUCCAGCAGAUUUUAGUCCCUGUUUGUUUGAUGUGUAAGAAAACCUGAAUGCUGAAGCUUUGUUUUGGGUUGUUUUUUUUUUUUUUUGUAUGGAUGAGUAAGGACACAGUUUGCCAUGAAUUCAAGACACAAGGAGGAGAUGAGGAAGGUUGGAGGCCACUGUGAAAAAGCAGAGUAGUGUUCUCAAGGGGUCCAUAGGAAUAUCUGGGGUGUAUCUGUUUAAUUCCCCUAACUAAAGAAAGGAAGCAUAUGGUAAUAUGUCAACUUUCAGUUUUCAUCAAAGAUGAAAACAUUUUCAGCAAAG
This is a messenger RNA of Chiroxiphia lanceolata (lance-tailed manakin), 3885 nucleotides long. It is a transcript of the gene SPATA6, whose product is annotated as spermatogenesis associated 6. Gene Ontology annotation, molecular function: myosin light chain binding. Gene Ontology annotation, biological process: motile cilium assembly; spermatogenesis. The transcript is spliced from 14 exons. The coding region runs from base 54 to 1601 and encodes 515 amino acids. Lineage: Eukaryota; Metazoa; Chordata; Aves; Passeriformes; Pipridae. The record is from RefSeq and is a predicted model, not a curated record.